AUGGAUGGGUUGGGUGUCGACCAGGGCAAUUGGUUUAAUGACACCCAUAAAAAGUCCAAAAAUGUUGCCUGUAUUCAAUGCAAUAAUCGUGUCUGGAAUUCUGUUUUGGAAUUCUUCAGCUGGUUAGAUGGAGGUAGAUAUAAAGAGAAGAAAACUAUUUGUGUCAUGGUGAUGUGGAGUGUUUGGCAGGCUAGAAACAACUUAUUGUGGAAUAAAGUUAAAGAAACUUCAAAGCAGGUGGUGAAUAGAGCUACUAAAAUUCUACACCAUUGGCAAGCAGUUCAGAAAGCUCCUAUGGUUAGUGUGCUGAACAACGACUUUGAAGGUGGCGCUACUACAUGGGAAACUCCUAACGAAGGUUGUUUAAAGAUCAAUGUCGAUGCUGCGUGUUUCAACUCGACCCCGAGAACAGGCCGCGCUGUUGUUGUUAGAGACCAUAGAGGAGGUUGGAUUACGGCUGUUACUAAUACAAGAAUGGAGAAGCUUGAUCCGGUUGUUGCUGAAGCCUGGGCAUUAUUGGAAGCGCUGUCUUGGAUUAAAGAUUGCUAUAGAGGAAGAAUUGUGGUGGAAGUGGACUGCCUCCAAAUCGUCAAAUUAUUAAAGACAGAGAUUCAUCCUAUUUCGACUCUCUGUUGCUUUUUAUUUGAUUGUGUUAGUAUUUUGGAAACCUUGGAUAAUGUCAAGGUUAGAUUUGUCUAUCGUUCUGCGAAUCGUGUGGCUUGCCAUAUGGCGAGAGCAACGAAUUCUAUGCCAGGACGAAGGGAUUGGUCAGAUGAUCCUCCCUGUUUUAUCUCUGAUGUAUUGUUGGCUGAUUUAAAUUAA
This is a messenger RNA of Mercurialis annua (annual mercury), 822 nucleotides long. RefSeq lists its product as uncharacterized. The transcript is spliced from 2 exons. NCBI's taxonomy places the organism in Eukaryota, Viridiplantae, Streptophyta, Magnoliopsida, Malpighiales, Euphorbiaceae. The record is from RefSeq and is a predicted model, not a curated record. Gene Ontology annotation, molecular function: nucleic acid binding; RNA-DNA hybrid ribonuclease activity. The coding region runs from base 1 to 822 and encodes 273 amino acids.